Aspergillus clavatus NRRL 1 is the source of this 240-nucleotide messenger RNA. RefSeq lists its product as uncharacterized. The record is from RefSeq and is a predicted model, not a curated record. NCBI's taxonomy places the organism in Eukaryota, Fungi, Ascomycota, Eurotiomycetes, Eurotiales, Aspergillaceae. The transcript is spliced from 3 exons. Bases 1 to 240 code for a protein of 79 amino acids.
AUGGACAAGCUCUCUCACCUCGGUUCCAAACUCGGCGGCGGCAGCCACGCUGGCGGCGCUCAAGGUCAGGAGGACUACGUCGACCGCGAGACAGGCCUCGAUGCCGUUGAGCAGCGUGCCAGCGGCGGCAAGAUCGACACCAACAAGAUGCGCGGGACCAACGAGAAGAUCACCGACGGUGCGCGCAACCACUUCGAGAAGUCCACGGGACACCACGUUCCCUCGAAGAUCUCCAACUAG